Ananas comosus (pineapple) is the source of this 1479-nucleotide messenger RNA. Its product is annotated as SH3 domain-containing protein 2-like. The transcript is spliced from 10 exons. Gene Ontology annotation, molecular function: protein binding. The record is from RefSeq and is a predicted model, not a curated record. Bases 162 to 1271 code for a protein of 369 amino acids. NCBI's taxonomy places the organism in Eukaryota, Viridiplantae, Streptophyta, Magnoliopsida, Poales, Bromeliaceae.
AAAAAAAAAGAAAAAAAAAAAGAGAACCCCGAAAACACACCUUCAGAUCUCACCCCGUCUCUCUCUCUCGGCGUGCCUCUCGCCGGAAAACUCCUCGUUACUCGCGCCCUCGGCCGCUGUUCGGCGGCGCCACCUCCCUCUCGAUCCCUUCCGGCGAGGAAAUGGAGACCAUAUGGAAGCAGGCCUCGAAGCUACGGGACCAAGUCGCGCGGCAACAGCAGGCUGUUCUCAAGCAAUUUGGAGGCAGUGGAGGCUCUGAUGGUGUGCUUACAGAUGAAGCAGAAAUUAAGCAACACCGAAAAUUAGAAAGGCUUUACAUUUCCACUCGUGCUGCCAAGCAUUUUCAAAGAGACAUAGUUCGUGGAGUGGAAGGAUAUACAGUUACCGGAUCCAAACAGGUUGAAAUAGGUAAUAAAUUAUCUGAGGACGGUCGGAAAUAUGGUGCUGAAAACACCUGCACCAGCAGCGACACAUUAUCAAAAGCUGCUUUUUAUUUUGCAAGAGCUCGUUGUCGAAUUGAAAAGGAACGCGGAAAUCUACUGAAAGCCCUUAAUACUCAGGUUGCAGAACCAUUAAGAGCUAUGGUAGUGGGGGCUCCUUUGGAGGACGCUCGACACCUUGCACAGAGAUAUGACCGAGUGCGGCAAGACGCUGAAUCUCAGGCUAUGGAGGUGUCAAGGCGCCAAGUGAAAGUAAGAGAAGCGCCUGGAAAUGGUGAUCUUAUUGUGAAGUUAGAAGCUGCUGAGUACAAGUUGGAAGAAUUGAAGUCUACCAUGACGGUUGUUGGUAAGGAAGCUGUUGCGGCGAUGACAGCUGUAGAAGCCCAACAGCAAAGGCUGACUUUACAGCGUCUCAUUGCGAUGGUUGAAUCUGAGCGAACUUACCACCAGAGGAUCCUGCAAAUCCUCGAUCAACUUGAAAGAGAGAUGGCGCCAGAGCAUCAAAGAGUUGAAGGAUCCCCUCAUCCAGUCAUGGAGAACUCUACAGCGUCACCUCCCUCAUAUGAAGAGGCCAAUGGCAUGUCUACGUACCAAACAGUUAAUGAUUCAACUGAAAAUGCGGUGUACUUCCUAGCUGAGGCUAUACAAUCAUUUCAAGCUGAAAGUUUCGUGGAGCUUAACUUGUCCAUUGGUGACUAUGUUGUUGUACGGAAGGUUUCGAAUAAUGGUUGGGCGGAAGGUGAAUCCAGAGGGAAAGCAGGUUGGUUCCCUUAUGGAUACAUUGAAAAGCGAGAGCGCGUGCUUGCUAGUAAAGUUGCUCCUGUUUUCUAGAAUGAUAUCUACUAGCUUGUGCGAUGCAAAUUAUUGUCUUUGUAGUCAGCUGGUUGUAUUCAGAGGUUCAUUCCAGAGAACAUACAAAUUAUAUUUUGUGAUCAAUUCUUUUGUCUAUAUAUACUGUUCUAUUGUGAAGUGGCGCUGUCUCUGUUUUCUGCAAUCACUCCUUAACUGGCUAAUGGAACGAAUUUACUUAUGUUCUUUA